Lodderomyces margitis is the source of this 324-nucleotide messenger RNA. RefSeq lists its product as uncharacterized. Gene Ontology annotation, cellular component: intracellular anatomical structure. The record is from RefSeq and is a predicted model, not a curated record. Gene Ontology annotation, molecular function: oxidoreductase activity, acting on NAD(P)H, oxygen as acceptor. NCBI's taxonomy places the organism in Eukaryota, Fungi, Ascomycota, Pichiomycetes, Serinales, Debaryomycetaceae. The transcript has a single exon. The coding region runs from base 1 to 324 and encodes 107 amino acids.
AUGUCUGGUACAAUUGUCAAUGUUCCUCAGUUGCAAGCUGCUUACAAUGCUGCCAAAGCUGCUUGUACUCAUUUGACAAAAUCUUUGGCCGUCGAAUGGGCUCAUUUUGCUAGAGUAAACAGUGUUUCACCGGGUUAUAUUGCUACUGACAUUUCUGACUUUGUUGAAAAGGAUAUGAAGGCUAAAUGGUGGCAAUUGACGCCAUUAGGAAGAGAAGGCUUGACACAGGAAUUGGUUGGUGCUUACUUGUACUUGGCAUCGAAUGCAUCGACUUAUACAACUGGUGCUAAUCUUAUCGUCGAUGGAGGUUAUACAUGUCCUUAG